Molecule: messenger RNA, 3038 nt
Organism: Solea senegalensis (Senegalese sole)
Lineage: Eukaryota; Metazoa; Chordata; Actinopteri; Pleuronectiformes; Soleidae
Product: beta-1,3-galactosyltransferase 1-like
Exons: 4
Coding region: 598-1584 (328 amino acids)
Cellular component (GO): membrane
Molecular function (GO): N-acetyl-beta-D-glucosaminide beta-(1,3)-galactosyltransferase activity
Source: RefSeq, a predicted model, not a curated record
UCCACCAGAUGUUGAGCCUGCUGCAGUGAUUCGCUCCAGUUCAGCCACAAGAGCAUCGAGGCUGAUGUUGAGUGGGAAUCCACUUGAUCUCAAAGCUGCUGGAUGUGGUUGGAUGUCAGAGCUGCUUCAGAUAAUAUGAAGAGAAGGAGCACAUAUUGCAUCGGACAAGAGCCAGCUGUGUCAGAGGCUGGAGCAGUGUGCCACUGCCCGUGCAGGCCCGAACCCUGGCAGGAGAGUGACGGACACAGUGGACAGACAGUGUAUUGUUAGCGCUGCCAAAGAGCCUGGAGCAAACACCAGCGUCUAAAUGGCCGGAAAGUGACAUUUGCAGAUGCUGUCACGAAGAGCCCAAAGCGUUCUCGCCAGCCGUGAUGGGACACAGUAAGGCUGGGAAAAUGAUAAGAAAUCUUUACAGCGCUCGCUUUCAAUCACGGCACCAAAACCAGACAGCGGGGACGUCCAUUAUCUGAAAUUAAUGUCAGCUGUGUUGCAGAGGCAGCCUCAAGCUGCACCGCCAGAUCCAAGACAACCCAUGGGGGUGUGGCCUCACCGGUUCCUACACUGCUGCCACUGGUAACACCAGCCAAAUGACCAGCGAUGCCUUCUAAGGUCUCCUGCUUAUAUUUGCUGACAGUAGUUUGUUGGGCCAGCGCUCUGUGGUACCUGAGUGUGUCGCGCUCUUCCUCAUCCUAUGUGGGACAGCUGAACAUCCCCCUUCGCAAGGCGGCCAAGGGGAACAAGAACGGCACCUUCAGCAACAUCCGCACGCGGCCGCUCAACCCGCACGACUUUGACUACCUUAUCAAUGAGGCCAAGAAGUGCGAGUCGGAGCCUCCCUUCCUUGUCAUCCUCAUCAGCACCACCCACAAGGAAUUUGACGCCCGCCAGGCCAUCAGAGAGACAUGGGGCGACGAGAGCACAUUUCCAGACGUGCGCGUGGUCACACUCUUCCUGUUAGGCCGCAGCACCGAUGGCGUUCUCAAUGAGAUGGUGGAGCAGGAAAGUCAGAUCUUUCAUGACAUCGUUGUGGAGGAUUUUAUCGACUCUUACCACAAUCUGACGCUCAAGACCUUGAUGGGCAUGCGCUGGGUGGCCACCUUUUGCUCCAAGGCUCAAUAUGUCCUCAAGACGGACAGCGACAUAUUUGUUAACAUGGAGAACCUCAUCUACAACCUCCUAAAACCCACCACUAAACCCAGGAGGAGGUAUUUUACCGGCUACGUCAUCAACGGGGGGCCAAUCAGAGACAUGAGAAGCAAGUGGUACAUGCCGAGGGAUUUGUACCCAGAGAGCAAGUACCCCCCCUUCUGUUCCGGCACUGGUUAUAUCUUCUCGGCAGACGUGGCCGAGCUCAUAUACAAGACUUCGUUGCACACAAGGCUGCUGCAUCUGGAGGACGUUUAUGUUGGCGUGUGCCUGCGUAAGCUCAGCAUUCACCCGUUCCAGAAUAGUGGCUUUAACCACUGGAAAAUGGCGUACAGCCUUUGCCGCUACCGGCGGGUGGUCACCGUCCAUCAGAUCUCGCCUGAGGAGAUGCAUCGCAUCUGGAAUGACAUGACCAGCAAGAAACACCUUAAAUGUUAGCACGCGUGUUUGCAGCUGUGCCAGUGGACAAGUCAGGGAGGAGUUUAAUGCCUACUCAUCAACUGCUGGACAGCAACUUGCUGAAGGAACAAUUCCGGCAUCCAAGGCUACAUCUAUACUACCUUGCAUUUAAAGGGAUCUGCAUUUUCAGAUAACUACGCUCCAUUUCAGAAGUAAUCUGUGGCAAAUACUAAUACAUGACUCUGCGUGACCCUACCCAGACAGGCAAGCACCAAUUGGACCACAUGUGCCAACAGUGCUUUCUCCUUGUAUAGCACUACACUUUCCAGUCCAGUUGGUGGCGCACUCUUAUUUUGAUCAAUAAGACAAAGAAGAAGACAGUUACCAUGGAAACUUGCUCGGGCAUGUACAACUCAGCGCUCCAAGAGCACAAAGACAUACAAACUCCCAGUGAGAAAUCACCACAACUGGAAUAGAAUGUGAGAUCAAGUAUGCAUGUGUGGAAUGCUAGACUAGAUGUAGGCCCUUGCUUUAGUGUGGAAAACAUGGAGAAUAUGACGUGGCUCUUAAUAUCGAGAAACAACAAUAUUGAAAAGUAGAAGAAGGAUUUUAUUCAUUAGACUGAUGACCAGGUAUAACAGAACAGAGCAAGUGUGGAAGGCAUCUCCCCAGCAGGAUGUGCGCGUCUUUAAAUGAAAAACGGAGUAGUAUGGAUGUUUGCCUGGAGUCUCUGUAGUGCAAGACCAACACAAACUGACUUCAAGUUUGAGCACAAGGUUGGAAAUGUUUUCCAAAGAUGUGCAACGUGUUCAGGUGGUUUCUUGAAAUUGCCAGCAGCACCUUUUGUUUUUACUGGAAAUUACAAAGCAGGAGGAUCAGAGCCUUGCGUUCACUUGUACAAGAUACACAUCAUCCCCAGCUGCUAAAUAUGAAAUCACACAAAUGCCAGCACACCUUUGAACCUGUGCCCCCGCCCCCUCCCCCUUGCAUCGAUCACAAGCUCUAAUUAUGAAUGUCCCUGAUGUAUUUUCAGUUUGCUGCACUCUCUGAACAAGUUGUUAAUGUUGGAUGUACUGUCUGGUACCGUCGCGGCUGUCAUCACCAUAAGGACCACGGCCGAGCUCGUGAUGUGGAGACUCAUUUGAAACGUGUGUUAUCAUUCAUGGGCAGACUUGUUCUUAACAAAAACACAUACAGUAUUUUCUUACAACAGAUCCGUGGAUCUUUGUGAACAUUUCUUCAGACGGUGUGAAGAUAACGGCUGCUCACAUUCCCAGGUGAAUGUUCCUUCUGUUUAAGUGUAAAGUGUGGUUAUUUGUCUCAGACACUGUCAUGUGCUGUUGUAGUCUGCCUCCAGACUAUUAUAUUUUCUAUUACUUGAACAGGAAGGAGAAUAGAUUUACUUGGUGGAAGUGUGCCGAUGACAAAUAUCACCGUUUUGAGUGCUUUCUUCUUUUCAAUUACUUGAGAUUAAAUAAACCACUUUCAUAAGA